AUGGAUUUUGUUAAGUCUCAAUUUGAAGCUGCUCUAGCUUCGAAACGUCCGAUAACGAAGCAAAAUCUAUCUUCCUUACUGGAUUCCAUUGAUUCAACACAAUUAUCAAUUCUAUACCGUUGGUUAUUCCAUCGUUUAAAUGAUCACCUCUUGUCUUUCACUCGAACUCAAGCAUCGGUUGAAAUGUUUCUAUCCGCUCGACAAUUGUCGUUCCAUUUGCACGAACAUUUCAUCGAUAAGUUUAGUUCGUUGAAAUUGAAUUCAAUAAAGCAGUUGCAACAAAUUUUGAAAAGCUUUCAACAACAACCAACAUUCACUCAAAGUGAAUUAAAUCAAUGGAAACGCUCACAGAAAGAACUAACACGUGACGAUUUCGUACUCCAUUGUUUAUUCAACAAUGUACCUCAAUUAGCUCUUCUUAGUGAACAUAAAAUAACAUUUGAUGAGCUAUUUCGUGUUGCCCUGAAUACUUGUGUAACCAAUUUAGCUGAUCGAGAUAACAAAACAUCGAUCACCAUCCUGUUCAGUCUUGGUUUAGCGCCCUUAGAUAUCAUUCAUCGAAUCAUGUCGACCACCCUCCACCAUCAUUUACGCACGUUUUGUGCUCAAUAUUUGAAUGAUUUCGGCGAAGAAUGUUUUCUAGUUAGUCAAGAAGUGAACGCAUUAAAUGUGGUCAAUCAAUUGAAACAAAUCUAUACAAGUGAAACUGUUUCAGAACUAAUGGAAAAUAAAAAACAAUCGAUCGAAUACUGGACUCGACUUUUUCCUCUGACAGCGACAAUAACAAAAUUUUCAUGUAAAGAUAUCGUAGCAACAAAGAGACAACCAUCACAAACGGCCGCGUCGAUCAAAAGUAUUGCAUAUAUGCAAGUGACAUUUGACUGGAUACUUGCGAUUAUCAAGAAUAGCGAUGGAGAUGAUCAACAAUGGUUAUUGAAAACUGAAGGAAGACAUUUACUCAACGAACAGCCCCUAUUUUCAGCAAAAGAUGAGGAAUUGUCAACGAAACUUGAUCUUGCUUACACUUACGCGUCUUCUCGUCAAUCAUUAGCUUUACUGGAACAGUUAAAUGCCAUUGAACCAGUAAGAAAUUUUGAAUUGAUUUGGUCACACUUAAGUCCAUCUCUCCAAUGGUCGUUCGUCCGUUUUGUUCAUCGGAUACCUUCAAACACCAGCGAUUCAUUCUUUUGGCGUAGUGUUUUACAAGAUAAUCUUGACAAUUCAUUGAUAUUAGAUCAAAGCAGGUUGUAUCGGAUCUAUCCAGCUUACCUUUACUUUUCGGAUAACGACAAAAAUGAAAUUUCAAACGAUCACGAUGAUCAAUGGUGUCGAUGGUUACGUUCCAAACCUUGUGAUUAUGCUCUAGAGAACUCUUUUGACACGAAUCUUCCAGUCGAUCCAUUGGUUCGCACCGUUCGUGAAAAUGGCACAACUCACACUAGUGAAAUCGACGCGAGUCUUGUUUUAAAAUACCCUGCGUUGAGAUUGUUAUCCAAGUCGUCAAAAAUCAACUCGUUUGAUAUCAGUAUCUACCAUUUACUCGAUCGGUUCAGUCAAUUAGAUGUUUCUCGAUGUUUUACUUGGCAAACUGGAAAUAACUGUCGUGCUAAUGAAGAUUUAACCAAUUUACACGAUUGUUUCUCGUCGCCAAAUGAUAACAAUAACAAUAAUACCAAUGAUCAACAACAAUCAAUUGAUUACCGGUAUUUAUUCAGUCAACAUCGUCCAUUAACUUCACUCGCGCACUUUCUCGCCUCGUCCAUUGACGAUCAAGAACAAAAUCCUCAAUCGUCGCAACAGAACUCUUUGACAUUAAUCGACCGUCGAUUGAAUCGUUUAAAACAUUUUCUCAUUGUUUCAUGUCAAACAAAUCUGAAAAAUUAUCUUUCCUCAAUCAUUCUCUUUGACAUAUGCAAUGAAGACGCCUUUCCCAUACGUUUAUACGUUUCAAUCAUGAAAAUUCUUAAAACAACCAAUCAAGAAGAUCUAACAUCAAUCCCAUUGAAAUUAUUAUUCUCAGUUACAAAUUUAAAUUCACCAAAUGCAUUCAAACAGUUAGUUUUAUUCAAUCUCUUUUCGCAAACUAAAUCCCUAGCAUAUAUACCAACGUUAUUGUCAUAUUAUGCCAAUCGAUCAUGUUGGUUUGAAAUGUUAUUCAUCGCACAAUUAUUUCAUUACAGCGUUGAUGAUAUUAUUUCAUGUUUGUCGUUAGCACAACAACAUAAUAUGCUAUUCGAACAUUUGAAAUGUUGCUUCAAACGAUUGGUCAAACAGGAUCAUACACCAUUGCUCAAGCAGGAUAUUUUCGCGUUAUUAACCGAUCAAACAUUGUCAUCAGAUCAAUUAAAACUACGAUUUCAACAAGGUAAGAUAAUGACACAUUUGAAGAAGAAUUUUCGCAUAUUUUCCUAUCCUCUGACAGGCGCUCAACAAUGUUCUCGCCCGCUACUGGCUGUUCUAUAUAGUACACUUCCACAAGUGUCAUCAAUCGAUGCCUUUGUUUUAUUUCUUCAAUCUUUGAAUCCCAAAUAUGCACAUCUUUUUCCAGUCACAUCCAAUUCAGCGAAUUUAGCCAGCCGUCUUCUAUGUCAUAUAGCUAGUCUCGGUCAUUGGACAGUUCUUGGUCUUGCGACACAUAUCUUUGCACCUGAAAGUCAAUUGGAAUCGCUAGUUCGUUUCUGUCAUGCAUGCAUCGAUAUGAAUGAACAACCUAUACCAAAGUUUCUCACUUCGACAGAAACGAACAUUGGUCUCGGACAAUCAUCAGCUUGGUUUACGCAAUUAACAACUGAAUUACUACUAUGCGUUUUUCGUCAGGUUUCAUCCCAUACUGAUAUUCGUUCAAUUUUUCAUCUACUUGGCGAACAGAAUGAAUUUUAUCAUCGGUUCGAACCGUUAUUUUCUCUACUUGAUGAACAACCAUCACCCAUUCCAUUUGAUUGGUCAUUGUUGAUGUAUACUGAUCGAUGUUAUCUUUCGGUAAAACCACUGAUUGAACAGUUGAUAAAACACGAUCGAUUUGAUCUAGUCGAUGAAAUCGUCAUCUGUGUCGACAUUGAAAUCGAUAUGACUUUAUUUGAACGGUUUAAAUGUUCAUUCGAUGAAUAUACCCACGAUUUUGAUACCGAUGACAAAGAUUUAAACGAUGCAUUCGAUACGAUUUGUCAAGGUCAUCAAGAUGUUUUAAAACGGCUUAAAAAGCCACUACUUUAUAGCGAUUGUCUGUUAGGAGUUCGUUCGACGUCAUCGAAACUAGUUCGAUUAUUAAUUUUAAUCUUUGCUAAUCAAGCGCAGAAUUUACCUGAACCUUACGAUUACCUUUCUAUCCCAACAUUUCAAUCGCAGCCAAUCAUCAAUAAACUAUGGUCUAUGUUAAUCAGCUUCGUUCACGAAUUUCAAAAUCGGCCGAUUGUUAAUAAAGUUCUUGAUUAUAUGGUGAGUUUGUUUUCAAGUUCAAUAUUGGAUCAAAUCGCAAAAGAAAAGCUUCUUCCGAACGAUUUUGACGAUUUCGUGCAUGCCUUUGAUGAAAAUGAAAGUGCAGAUGAACCAGUCGAAGAGUUUAAACCAGCACCAAUCACUCCGGAAAGUAAAUUUGAAGAAGCUAUGCUAAAAGGUGUUUAUCCUGUUUCAAAACCUCUAACGGACACCGCAUCAGAGAAAAAUACAAAUUCGCAACUGCUUCGUCGUCCUUCAAGUCGAGGAUCUUCAUCAUCCCAAGUACAAUUCAGUUCUGCAUUCAGCCGACGAUCGUCAGCAUCUUGGACCAGCGGUGAUUUUUCAGGUUUACAUCAUUUAACCGAAAAGGAUAUUCGAUCGUGCGUAUCGACAAUUGAAGACGCAUUGCUUCAACGCGGAUCGCCUGAACUUGCCCUGCAACUGGCUAGUAAACGUCGUCUUGUGUCCUACAAUUUAAUUAUAUUUUCCUAUGCACAUCGUUUAUACUGGAACACUUUACCACCUUCGGAAAUUCGCACACGUUUCGAUCAGCUUCCACAAGGCACUCGCGGUAGUCCGUUCAAUAAAAAACGCUUAACGAAUGUUCUCCGAACGAUGACGACAAUGCCGAGAAAUGACGAACAAUCGAAUACAAUCGAUGAUCAAAAACAGAAAUUAAUCGAUCGUCUUCUGUCUCGAACGCCGAAUGAUGAUCGGCUAAUCUCAACUUUGAAUACACUGUUUAAAAUUAGUCAAUUGUUUCGUAUCGAUUCAUGUCAUUUGUUACAUUCGAAUACCCAUAAUGACGAAUGGGCACUCUUGAAACGACUUCUCGCCUAUCCAUCAUCGUCGUUUCCGACGAAAAUUAAGCUGGCAGAAAGCUUUUCCAAACAAUUACGUUUGGCAAAUCAGCAGUUAGUUGAAUUAAUCGUUGAAGAAACCGAUCGAACUCUGAAUCGUUGUCAAAAGAAUGACCCGACUGAUGAUUACCAUAGUUGGUCAUUCGACCCGAAUAACAUCGAAUCCUACAAACAAUUCAUUUCACUUCUAUAUGAUAGAAACUAUGAAGCGAUUGGUAAACAACUUCUUCAACAGUCUAAACUCUACGAAGAUAAAUAUCUCGAAUUGGAUACUCAAGAAACUUCAUCGCCAUUGCUUUGUCUUCGCGUCGAACUACUUAUCUAUGCUCAUACGUGUUUCAUCAACGCUUGUCAUAUGGAAGGUAUUUGUUUAGUUCUCGACCAUGCCCGUCAUCUUGCAGCCCUACUCGAUGAAUUGAACUGUUACACAUUAUUAAUUCGCUUACUAAUGGGCUUAGAACAGUACUCCGAAAUGGUCUACAUCUUCGACAUGUUAUUUCAAUCCGAUCAAUUCGAUCUGUUACUAUCAACAAUCAGUGGUCAAAAUGACGAACGAUUAAAUACUGCUUUGUUCGAUUACAUAAAACGACAUCAUCCGAAUGACGAACAUACAUUUACGUCGAUAUCAAUGAAUUUGAAUAUGCAUCACGAACUGGCAAUCAUGUAUCGUGAUGCAGGUGAGAAGCUAUUGAAAACAUUUCAAGUGAAUCCACAAUCUUCGUCUGCUGACAUGUCUGUCACAUUACAAAGUUUACUUCAAUAUUAUUCCGAUGCUGCAGAUACGUUUUAUCUAGCUGGUUGUUGUCGGCAAAGUGACAAAUGCUUGAAACAAGCACGACUAAUAUCUUUACAACUCGAUUAUAUGCAAAGUCAACCCCCUUUGAUUGUUUUAAAUUUGAGCUCCAGACAAAUACGCGAUUUACUGCCGCGUUUAGAACGUUGUUGGCAUGCAUUUAUCAUCGCUGAUGCUUAUCGUGAACAUACUUUAUGGGCUGUAUGUCUAAUCGAGCAAUUUAUCUGUAAUAAGUCACCGAAUGCAAUGAAAUACUGGCAAGAAUUUCGACAAUUGAUAUCUAUCGAUGAUCAAUUUCUGUUAACUGUUGGAAAUAAUUUACCGAAGAAGAAUUUCAACACCAUAGUUGUGAAACAUUUGCAAGAAGUUCUCUCUUGUGUAACCGACGCAAGUAGUCUAUUGAAUAUUCAACAAGUGUUAACGACAAAUGAUAGUAACUAUUCGAAUUUAUUCACCGCCAUUGAUUCACCUUACCUUUUGGACACAAUUCGCGUAGCAUAA
Molecule: messenger RNA, 5589 nt
Organism: Adineta ricciae
Lineage: Eukaryota; Metazoa; Rotifera; Eurotatoria; Adinetida; Adinetidae
Source: the annotation of a GenBank genome assembly